UGAUGCAACGUUGCGGCUUUCAACUGGGCCGAGCUGAUCAGAUGUGUCCGUCGUGAUCGGCCGAAGAAGACUGCGCUUCAGUUGGUGACAGGAGAUGUCGCUGGUGGCGGGCGCGACACUACUGAAUGGCAUUGGCCAUUUGGCAAAUUUGGGUCAGUUCGUGGAGAUCGGACAAGGGCAGGCGUUUCAGCGGGAGCAGAUGCAAUGGGCGCGUCGCGCCUAUUGCCUGGACUCUAGAGCCCUCAGGAUUGAUCUUCUGAAUGCGGUGAAGGAAGAUGUCCGGGACCAUCAUCAGACCUACGCCAGUCGCAUCGACACGCUGCUAGUGGUGCACACUUUGCUCCUGACCUUUGCUUUGGCGACCCUGCAGUACUCGGACCAGUUUGUGCCCGUUUCAGGUUGUGUGGAAUGCGAGGAAAACGAGCAUCCAUGGCUUGUGACCUGCUGGGUGUACGCCGUGUCAGGUAUUUUGAUCCUCCCCUUUUGGGGCAUUGUUUUGCUCAUAUGGAGCAAACUGCAGUUGGAUCACUGGCUGGAGAAUUCCAUCGGCCGGCUGAACGUGGAGCUGCGCCAAUCGCUGUCGGCGGACAUCAAUACGGAGUCUGUCGCGGAUCGAGAAGGUUCACAGCUCUUGGAACGCGUUGAAGGGGCCGUCACACGUUUGAGCAGCUUUGUGGUGGAGCACCAGGAGAGUUUCAAACGUGUGUGGAAUCACGAGUGUAAAUUCAUGAUCUCAGCCGCCACGGUCUUCCUCUGGGUCUCCUGCGUGUUGGCGAUCUUGAUCACCGCCGGGAUGUUUUGGCUCUUCCUGCAGAACCACAUGGCGGGUCAACAUCGCCAUGCUGCCACACACUUUGCCCUGUGCACGGUCUGUGGCUUGAUGGCUCCCAUCUUCUACGGCCUUUGGUUUCGCCUUACCUGUCGCGAGACCACGCGCAAGUUUCGCAAUGAACACGGAGAGUCACCCACCUUCGAGGAUUGCAUCGAACCCCCUGAGGUUUCAUCGGUUUCAUCAGGCGAUCGCCCGGAUCUCAUGAGUUCCGUGUCCCACUCCGUGUCUUCGGCCUCGUCGCAUGCUGUGGCACUCCUUGGUGCCCUGGGACGUCGCGGCCUAGCUUUGCGCCGCGGUGGUGUCCGGGAAGGAUCCAAUCUGGAUGAGGGGGUUUUGAUGGCCGAAAGACCUUCAGGUUUGCCAAUUCUCGAGGAUGACUUUGACAUGAGGUUUAAUGAAUUGACGUGAUGGACGUCUCAGGUGACUUUGCACUUCCUUUCCGCCUGGAUUGGAG
Messenger RNA from Cladocopium goreaui, 1286 nucleotides. Lineage: Eukaryota; Dinophyceae; Suessiales; Symbiodiniaceae. The record is from the annotation of a GenBank genome assembly.